GAGAGAUAACCGCAUAGAGCUGGUGAGGGCGUCGUGGUCAGAGCUGACCAUUAGUAUCAGUGAGAUCACACUGGCUGACGAGGGGAUGUACACCUGUUCUCUAUUCACCAUGCCUGUCAAGACCGCCAAGGCCUACCUUACUGUACUGGGGGUGCCAGAGAAGCCAGAGAUCGACGGUUUGACCAAGCCUGCCCUCGAAGGAGAUGAGAUCACUUUGACCUGUAUGACCCACGGCUCCAAGCCUGCUGCCAACCUCCGCUGGUUCAGGAACGAGAAGGAGAUCGAAGGUGCCAAGGAGGUGAAUGCCAGUGGAAAGACCUUCACAGUGACCAGUUCUCUACAGCUGCUAGUAGACCGGGACGAUGAUGGGGCAGCGUACACCUGUAAAGUAGACCACGUCGCCCUGUUGCAGACACCACAACAGACUACUGAAGUAUUGGAGGUGCACUAUGCUCCUCGUGUGUUGAUCACCCAGUCGUUGGCGUUCCCUCAGGAGGGUCAGUACCUGAAGCUAGAGUGUGUCUCCAAGGGAAACCCAUCGCCAGACCCUGUGUUGUGGACUAAGGAUGGAGGAGAGCUACCAGACCUGGAGAGAAUGAUCGUACAGGGAAGAGAACUCACCUUUUCCGCCCUUAACAAGACAGACAAUGGCACCUACCGCUGUGUGGCCUCCAACCACCUAGGCACCAGCAGUGCAGAAUACAUACUCUACGUCUACGACUUCCCCACCACCUUCCCUCCAUACACCACCCCUGCCCCCCGCCCCACCAGACACCACCGUCCCCCUAGACCCCACAUCGCCUCCUCAGACCCUACAAACAUCUACAACAGAGAUCCCAACGCCAUGGGGCAGCGCGGACCAGACCAUGCUCUGAUUGGUGGAGUGGUGGCGGUGGUGGUCUUCGUUACCUUGUGUCUAAUCAUCUUUUUGGGCCGCUACCUAGCCAGGCAUAAAGGAACGUACCUGACCAACGAGGCCAAAGGAGCGGACGAUGCACCGGAUGCUGAUACAGCUAUCAUCAACGCAGAGGGCAACACACAUGCCGAGGGGAAGAAGGAGUACUUUAUCUAGACUGUAGAGGGCGCUCUGAUCCGCUGCCCCAAAAACGUGCUGAGGAGAAGAAGGAGUACUUUGUUUAGAUUGGUCUGCCGCCCCCUCUUUCUCUCUAUCUAACUCUCCCUCUCACUCUAUCUCAUUAUCUCUCUAGAUAUCUCUUUCUCUUCAUCUCUCUCUCUCUGUCUCCUCAGCUCUCUCUCUCUUUCUCUUCACCUCUCUCUGUCUCUCUCUCUCUCUCUCUUUUCACCUCUCUCUUUCUCUACACCUCUCUUUCUCUCUCUUUCUCUUCACCUCUCUCUGUCUGUCUCUCUCUCUCUCUCUUUUCACCUCCCUCUCUCUCUCUCUCUCUCUCUCUCUCUCUCUCUCUCUCUCUCUCUCUCUCUUUACCUAUAUAUCUUUCUCUUCAUCUAUCUCUCUCCACCUCUCUCUCUGUCUCUCUCUCUCCACCUCUCUUCAUCUCUCUCUCCACCUCUCUCUCUCUCUCUCCACCUCUCUCUUCAUCUCUCUCUCUCCACCUCUCUCUUCAUUUCCCUCUCUCUCUCCACCUCUCUCUCUCUCUCCACCUCUCUCUCUCUCUCUCUCUCUCUCUCUCUCUCUCUCCCUCUCUCUCUCCAUCUCUCUCUCUCCACCUCUCUCUCUCUCUCUCUCUCUCUCUCUCUCUCUCUCUCUCUCCACCUCUCUCGUCAUCUCUCUCUCUCCACCUCUCUCUCUCUCUCUCCACCUCUCUUCAUCUCUCUCUCUCCACAUCUCUCUCUCUCUCUCUCUCUCUCUCUCUCUCUCUCUCUCUCUCCAUCUCUCUCUCUCUCUCUCUCUCUCUCUCUCUCUCUCUCUCUCUCUCUCCACCUCUCUCUCUCUAUAUUUCUUUCUCCACUGCCCCUGCUGCCUCACGGAGGGAAUCCCCUGGGCAGUAUGUAGAGAGGAAACACUCCUUAUUUUUCCCAUCACCCCCCUCUCCUGCUGGCUUUUUUGUUCUGUUUUGUUAUCAUUCCAUCCUUCAGGUCUUUUUGUCCAACCGCCCUGGUUUACGUUGUCGGCUUUCAUUUAUAAAGGCCGCGCCCUAUUGGCCGUCUGGGGAUGUUGCCUUUUAUUUCUGAUGGUGUUUUAUCUGCUAAAUAAAAGCCUGAGAAUCUGCAUAUCCACGA
Oncorhynchus keta (chum salmon) is the source of this 2199-nucleotide messenger RNA. Its product is annotated as cell adhesion molecule 2-like. The record is from RefSeq and is a predicted model, not a curated record. The transcript has 8 exons. NCBI's taxonomy places the organism in Eukaryota, Metazoa, Chordata, Actinopteri, Salmoniformes, Salmonidae. The coding region runs from base 86 to 1072 and encodes 328 amino acids.